Molecule: messenger RNA, 1557 nt
Organism: Culicoides brevitarsis
Lineage: Eukaryota; Metazoa; Arthropoda; Insecta; Diptera; Ceratopogonidae
Exons: 2
Coding region: 316-1503 (395 amino acids)
Source: RefSeq, a predicted model, not a curated record
UCUUUGAGAGAACAUGUAAAUAAAUAUUAAUUAAAAAAAAAACAAAUUAGUUGAAUUUAAGACUCUAACAUUAUAGUAUUAUUUCAUUCACAAUCAAAAUAACAAAGCCGACAGAUACUUAGCUUCUGGAUUUUAAAAACCCAUUUAAACUUGGCUUCUUUUAUCAUUAUAAAGGCAUGAAUAAAUUUUGUUUGCAAACAAAUCAAUUGAGAUUUUACCGACAAACAAUGUUUCGUUUAUUUUAGAGUAAAAUAAGACAACAUUGGCUGCUAAAUAAAAUUGUUAUAUGUACCUAAGGACAACAAAUUUAUAGCAAUGACUCCAGAUUUAAAAACCUUAAAAGAAGAUAUCAGAGCAAUAUUAAUCUCUUCGAAAAACGGAUUGUCCAUAUCUCAACUUGAAAAGGAUUAUAACAAAAUUAAUGGGGAAAAUAUAAUGUAUUUUUCUUAUGGAUUUACUUCAAUGAUUGAUUUUCUCAAGUCUAUAUCGGAUGUCGUUUCUCUCAGGGGUUAUGGGAAUCAUAUCUUAUUGUAUCCCGUUAUUACAAAAGCGACAGAGCAUAUUAACUAUAUGGUACAAAAACAACGAAAAUCAUCGCAGAAACAACAUCGAUUUCAUUACAAAGCUUUUGAAUCUUUGAGAAACCACACAAAUUCAUGCCUUGACGAACCACUUUCUGGACUUGAUAAUUCAUUCACAAGUAACACUUCUGAUGAACGAGCGACGGAACUAUCUGAUUUUGAAGAUGACGCAUUCUUCGGACACUACCCUCCAAAUGCUAUGAGGCACGUAGAUGAAAUUGUUAAGAAUUGCAGUAUAACCGAAGAAGUAGAACCAAACGAAGGAUAUUACCCAAUUCGAAUUACUUACAUUCAAACUCCUUAUAAACUGUAUUUCCAACUUAAGAACAUCCGUUUUGAGAAAGCAAACAAUGCACUCCAACAAUAUUAUGAAAGCUUAGAUGAAAGUGAUUUUGUACUUAAUGAAAUAGACAUCCGCAAAACCCGUGUUUGUGUGGCAAAAUUUGAAGGGAAAUGGCAUCGAGCGGAAAUCGUGUCUGAAGAGCUAGAUGGUGAGGAUUGCUGUAAAGUAUUCUGUUUCGAUUACGGAGAAGUCAAACUAGUGAACCGAAAAUCACUAAAAUACCUGCUAAAAGAUUUUGGUAGCUUUUCUCGACAGGCUUAUCGUGGAAAAAUUGCUUACAUUCAGCCAAAAGGUAUUCGAUGGUCUCGUAUGUGUACUCAAAAAUUAAAAGAUUUCGUGCACGGUAUCUGGAUUUACGGAAAAUUAGAAUAUUAUAGUUUAGAAGAAUGUUGUCAUUACAUUAGUCUGUUUCAUACUUACACAAGCCAAGAUAUUAAUGUAAAGGACUAUCUAAUCUCCAAUUGUACUGAUGUCUUAGAAUCGUCCGAUGUAAAAGGAAAACAAAGCAGGGCACUUGCCAUUCCAACGUUUAAAAUGUUAGAACAAGGUUUUGGAACAAAUAAGGAACUUAUUGAUUAACCUUGUAAUAUUUUUAUUGCUUAAAGAUCGGUAAAAUUCAAUAAAUUAAUUUAA